UAUCAGAAUUUGCUUGAGGGGGCGGAGACAAAACAUCUGGACAAUCGCACAGCAGCUCCUCUCUCACUCCAUGUGUCUUUCUUCGUCUGAUCAAACCUGAUGACUUCAACAAGGAAGUUAAACUGUGGCAGCACCUGCGUUCAUCUUCAGGUAUGCAUUUCAGAGCACUGCUGAGACGCUGAUCAGCCCACUUCGGACAGAUGACCUCAUGCUAUGCUGAUGAAGAAGUAAAGCAUCAUCAUACAUCACAGCUGGGGGUGAUCUAUGGACGUAUCCAGGGGAUCUGAAAGAUUUUUUCUUGGAAGAGCAGCAGAAUAUUACCAGGAGGAUGAUUUGUCAACAUGAUACAAAUGGAACAUUUUCUAUAUUUGAUGAGAAGUGAACCCUGAAGAGUAAUCAACAUCUUGCAGACCUCAGCAAUGAGCUCCGCUGUGAUGUGCAGCAGAGAGAUCGUACAAAACGUUCAGUACAACAGUCACGUCAGGAGCUCCGUCAGGAUCGAACAUCGCAGGAACUCCAUUCCCCCAACGCAGACUCUCACUGCUAAACAUCUGCUGGCUUACCUGCCCAGACCACAGCCAGAAUCAACACUCUACACUCCUAACACUUACAAGGCCGCAGCUAAAUCCACUGUUGCUUCCAUGAUGAUCACAAAAAGAGCCUCUCUUAUCCACAACAACGUGAACUAUGGAACCCGCUCAUCACUCCCACCAUCCCAGGUGGACUCUCCCUCCCAGACCCAGAGUCCCUGCAGCCAGUCCUCUCAGACUCCAACUUUAGCCAGACCAGAGCCCCCCCAACAGCAAACUAUUCAAAUAGGGACUCCUCAGGGAUCAGUGGAAGAGACACCAGUGCCUCAGCGUUCGCAUCGCAGCAGACACCUCAAGCGCUUCAGCUCCAAAUGGCAAUCUAGAUGCUCCACUAGCAGCAGCAACAUCCCGGUCUCUGCGGUAGAGACACAAAAUGGUGCAAAGAGUCAUAAUAAGCGUUGUAGGCUGCUUGGUGAUGAGCACUCAUCGCACGUUACUGCCAGCAAUCAGCGCCAGCGAUACGUCACCAAGGAUGGCAAGUGCAGGGUCAAUCUGGGACCCAUUGAAGACAAGAGUCGCUUUAUCUCAGAUAUCUUCACCACAUUAGUAGACCUCAAGUUUAGCUGGUUCCUUCUCGUCUUCACUAUGUGCUAUAUUCUCACAUGGGUGACCUUUGGCGGAAUCUAUUUUCUGGGUGCCUGGUUGCGUGACGACAUUACUCAUGUUAAUGACCCACAAUGGCGGCCAUGCUUCCAAAAUGUAGACAGUUUCCUGUCAGCUCUGUUGCUGUCAUUGGAGAGCCAGAGGACUAUUGGGUAUGGCUCCAGGAUGGUGACGGCAAACUGCGUUGAGGGUACAGUGCUCCUGAUGAUCCAGUCCAUUCUUGGCUCAAUCAUUGAUGCUCUCAUGGUGGGCUGCAUGUUUGUCAAAAUCUCCCGGCCGCAGCAGAGAGCUCAGACGCUGAUCUUCAGCAAACAUUGCGUCAUAUGUGAGCGUGACGAGAAGCUGUGCAUGCUGUUCCGCAUCGGUGAUCUCAGAGUGAGCCACAUGGUGGAUGCCAAGAUCCGGGCCAAGCUGAUCAAGUCCAGGCAGACCAAGGAGGGAGAGUUCAUACCGCUGGAGCAGUCAGAGAUCAACCUGGGCUACGACACUGGAGGAGAUAGGCUGCUCCUGGUGGAACCCCAGACCAUUACUCACGUCAUCAAUGAAAGCAGCCCGUUCUGGGAGGUUGGGGCUGAGCGCUUGAAGAGGGAAACCGUUGAGAUCAUCGUCAUCCUUGAGGGCAUUGUGGAGGCAUCAGGUAUGACGUGCCAGGCGAGAACUUCCUACACGCAGGAUGAGAUCCUGUGGGGCCACCGGUUCGAGUCGUGCAUCUCCUUGGAGAAAGGGGCGUUUCGUGUGGACUGCAGUGCAUUUAACAAAACCUUUGAGGUGCAAAUGUCCCUGCUCAGCGCAAAAGACAGGAGUUCAGCACAGAAACAUGAAGCUUUGUUUUAGUAGUUGUUAAUUAAAUCAUCUUUUUUUUUUCUUUCUGUACAUUAAUACUGCAUCAUUGAUUGGGAUAUGUCCUGAUAAACCAUAAUACUCCUAAAUAUUAUUCUCAGGGUAUAACCUAUGGGUAUAAUUAUAACUUCGGUUUUCCAUUUGUGUGUAUUAAGGUUUGUUCUAUGUUAUAUUACAUUUCACCAUUUAAUCAUUGUAACAAAUGUGUUAUGUUGUGUUUCAAUAAUUUUAUCGAAAAUAAAAAAAAAAACAUCCUGCAAAA
This is a messenger RNA of Scophthalmus maximus (turbot), 2295 nucleotides long. RefSeq names its product G protein-activated inward rectifier potassium channel 3-like. Gene Ontology annotation, biological process: potassium ion import across plasma membrane; regulation of monoatomic ion transmembrane transport. The record is from RefSeq and is a predicted model, not a curated record. The transcript is spliced from 5 exons. The coding region runs from base 420 to 2027 and encodes 535 amino acids. NCBI's taxonomy places the organism in Eukaryota, Metazoa, Chordata, Actinopteri, Pleuronectiformes, Scophthalmidae. Gene Ontology annotation, cellular component: plasma membrane. Gene Ontology annotation, molecular function: inward rectifier potassium channel activity.